AUGGCUGCUCCCGUGAUGACCGUGUCCGAGUCUAAGGACCUUCGAGGUCUGAACCUCAUCGCCGCCCAUUCUCACAUCCGUGGACUCGGCGUCGAUGCUACAACCCUAGAACCUAGGGCCGCCUCUCAAGGCCUCGUCGGACAAGAGAAGGCGCGAAAGGCUGCCGCCGUCAUCCUGCAGAUGAUCAAGGAUGGCAAGAUUGCGGGCCGAGCCGUCCUCAUCGCCGGCCCUCCCAGCACCGGAAAGACUGCAAUUGCCAUGGGUAUGUCCCAGUCUCUCGGCCCCGACGUCCCCUUCACAUCCCUCGCGUCCUCCGAAAUCUUCUCCCUCGAGAUGUCCAAGACCGAAGCCCUCACCCAAGCUUUCCGCAAAUCCAUCGGCGUCCGAAUAAAGGAGGAGAGCGAGAUUAUGGAGGGAGAGGUUGUGGAGAUUCAGAUUGACCGCAGCGUCACAGGCAGCGCCAAGCAGGGCAAGCUCACCAUCAAAACGACCGACAUGGAAGCCGUCUACGACAUGGGCAGCAAGAUGAUUGACGCCAUGACCAAGGAGCGCGUCAUGGCCGGCGAUAUCAUCUCGAUUGACAAGUCUUCGGGCAAGAUUACCAAGCUCGGCCGAUCCUACGCCCGGUCGCGCGACUACGAUGCCAUGGGCGUCGACACCAAGUUCCUCCAGUGCCCCGACGGCGAGCUGCAGAAGCGCAAGGAGGUGGUCCAUACCGUCACCCUGCACGAGAUUGAUGUUAUCAACUCGAGGACCCAGGGCUUCCUGGCUCUCUUCUCAGGUGACACGGGAGAGAUUCGCAGCGAGAUCCGUGACCAGAUCAACACCAAGGUUGGCGAGUGGAAGGAGGAAGGCAAGGCCGAGAUCGUUCCCGGCGUGCUAUUCAUCGACGAGGUGCACAUGCUCGACAUCGAAUGCUUCUCGUACAUCAACCGCGCCCUCGAGGACGACCUAGCUCCCGUGGUCAUCAUGGCCAGCAACCGGGGCAACUCGCGCAUCCGCGGUACCGACUACCGCAGCCCGCACGGUCUGCCGCUCGACUUCCUGGACCGUGUUGUCAUCAUCAACACACACUCCUACAACCCCGAGGAGAUCAAGCAGAUUCUCUCGAUCCGAGCCCAGGAGGAGGAGAUUGACGUCAACGCAGACGCCCUCGCCCUUCUCACCAAGAUUGGCCAGGAGGCCGGCCUCCGGUACGCCAGCAAUCUCAUCAGCACCUCGCAGCUCGUCUCGGCCAAGCGGAAAGCCAAGCAGGUAACCGUCGAUGAUGUGCAGCGCAGCUUCAAGCUCUUCUACGACCCGGCCCGAAGCGUCAAGUUUGUCACCGAUUCAGAGAACCGACUGAUUAGCAACAGCGGCGUGGUAGACUUUACGGUGGCGGGCAAAGCGGCGGCGGCGGCGGCCAACGGCAACGGCGAGGAGAAGAUGGAUCUUAGUUAA
Messenger RNA from Ilyonectria robusta, 1440 nucleotides. RefSeq names its product TIP49 C-terminus-domain-containing protein. Gene Ontology annotation, molecular function: ATP hydrolysis activity; DNA helicase activity; ATP binding. Gene Ontology annotation, biological process: regulation of transcription by RNA polymerase II; chromatin remodeling; box C/D snoRNP assembly. The transcript is spliced from 3 exons. Gene Ontology annotation, cellular component: NuA4 histone acetyltransferase complex; Ino80 complex; R2TP complex. The record is from RefSeq and is a predicted model, not a curated record. The coding region runs from base 1 to 1440 and encodes 479 amino acids. NCBI's taxonomy places the organism in Eukaryota, Fungi, Ascomycota, Sordariomycetes, Hypocreales, Nectriaceae.